CUUCCUUCCUCGCCUGGUCUGACAAAAAAAAAAAAGCAGCCGGACCGAGUGUGAGGGAGCUGUUAUAAAUGGAGACUUUGCUCAGCCUCCAGUCGUUGAAUCCGCUUCAGAUCGUCGAACUCGGAGGUCCACAGCACCGCAGGCGGCUUUUCUAACAUUGCCACCAUGAUUCCCUCAACUCCAGCGCUGCUCAUGUGUGUGGCCGUCCUCUGCGGGCUGGAGGAAACGGUCCGGUCCCAGCGCGCACAUUGCGCCGGGAAUCAGUGUUUAGCGUUUUUCCUGGAGCCCGAGACCUUUCCAGGCGCGCAGAAAAGCUGCCAAGACUCCGGCGGACAGUUGUACACUUUAAGCUGGGAAACCGUCGACGAAAUAGUGACCGUCAGCGGGAGUUACUGGGUGCAGCUGCCCAGCAACGACACGGCGGCAGAGGACCAAAGCUGCCCGUCCAUCUCCUUGUCGACUGGGGGCAAAGUCAAGCUGCAGCGGGUGCCGUGCGGAGGGACCCUGAAGGCAUUCCUGUGCCAGUACACUUUCGAGGAGCCGUGCGUUGGCGUACUGACCGGCGCAGGCGCACAGGUGACCUACACCGCCCCCAUGGACUUUAGGUUGGACAAUUCGGAAACGUUUCCACCGGGGACCAUCGCGGUAACGAUGAAGGUCGGCGGAAUUUAUCUGGAAUCAAAGCACGUGUGUGUAUCCAGGGGUUGGAUGCCAGCACCCUGGAGCUGUGAGGUGCUGGGGGGCGGCUGCCAGCACACCUGCACCGCCGCGGCAAACACCUGCGCCUGCCCCCCGGGGGAAGUCCUCCACCCCAACAACAUCUCCUGCACUACGGGUGCCUGCGAGGAGAACCGGUGCACGGGCGAGGGCGAGGAGUGCGAGAACACCCGGGAAGGGUUCAGGUGCACGUGCGGGGACGACUUUGUGGAGGAGGACGGCGCGUGCGUCAACGUCACGAUAUGCCAGAUGUGUGAGCACAUGCUGUGCGAGAAGUUCCACGGGGUUUACCAGUGCGUGUGCCGGAAGGGGUUCAGGGUGGCGGCCCACGACCCCACCAAGUGCGAGCUCAUCUGCGCCGAGAAGGACUGUCCGGCCAGGUGCGACUGGAACAACCAGGCCUCGUGUUUCUGCCCAGUCGGCUACAUCAAAGACAUCAGAGAGGGCGGGCCAUUUUGCACCGACAUCGAUGAGUGCGACAUGGGGCAGUGCCACCAAAAGUGUGAGAACCUGUUCGGGGGUUACCGGUGUUCGUGCGACGUGGGGUUCAAGCUGCGCGAUGGGGACAUGUGCAUCGCAGAAGAAGAAGAGAACGAGGAUGAUAACGGGUCAGGCUCCAGUCCACCGCCACCUCCCCGGGAGCACCCCACCCCGGCAAGCGCUCUACCGGCCGCGGUGCCCUAUUACGUGAAGACCGGAAGCGUCCUGGGCAUCGGCGUGUUCGUGAUGCUGUGCGCGGUGCUGCUGUACUUCCUGGUCCGAAACGCGGCCAAGCGUUGCGGCAGAUUCGAGCUCACGUCCAUCAAACACCGGGACAUCGACAUCUUCUACCUGCAGCAGGUGACCUCGGAGACGUACAAGAGGUUGUCCCUGGACAAACCGUUCAAACGCGACUCAUAAAUACUUUUUGGAGCGUUUGGGGCCUUCAAUCGCAUCGUGGAGCACGUGCCCGUCAACCAUUGUCCAAUUCACUAUAAGAACAUUAAUUGUUUCAAAAUGGGAAUUUAUAUUUUUCUACUUUUUAAUAACAAAAUAUGGUGCCAGAGUUCCAUAAUUCCUUUAAAAAAAGCAUACAUUAUAUAAAAUACAAUAGUUAUUUUAUAUCUUCCAUGCUUUUUUAUACUUAUUUAUACAAUAAGUAUAUAAUUAUCUAAACAAUAUGACGCGUUAUAACGUAUAUUAAGUUAUAAAGUCAACUAAUUUGAAAAUAAAGAGUUUCAAAGAGAGAAGUUGGGGCCUUUUAAUAUUUAUUUCUUUUAUCUGCCAAAGAGUAUUCCUGUUGGUUUGAAUUUGGCCUCCUGUCGUUUUGUAAAAGUGCACGUUGACUUUCCCAGGUGUAAAGUCCUCGAUUUUUGACUCGUUUUCUGAAUAUGUAAUUUUUUUUCAAUAUUGAAUUGUUGUUAAUUUAUCGACCAUUUAGCUUUUUGUUCUUCCAAUAGUGCAGUUUAUUUUGGACCUAUAAAAACAAAUGAGAGGCUGUUACAUGGUACUAAACAGCUAGUAUGGUCACGUUUUCUAAUUACAGAUGCAAGCCUUUCAUGUUUAAGACAAGAACAGAAUCGGCUCGGUUUGAUGCCGUCCGCUAACACACUUAUGCUGCACUGUAGUUACGUUCUUUAUUUGACAAAAAGAGAAAGGAAACCAUUGCUCGUCAUCCUUGUUUUGCACACUUUUGCGUAUCGCAAGUUAUAUAACAUUCCACAUAUUGGUUACAAUGUCUACUGUCGUUCUGGUCUUUGUCUUUCUGUAAGAUGUAAAAACACUGUCAACUAUUAGUGAUUAAAUUAGCUUUUUGGGGGGUCAAAUAUACAUUAUUUUUCUACUGUGUGCUGUUUUUUGUGCAUUUGACUGAUGUUUUUAAUUUUAAUAAGUUAGUUUUACAUUAUGAUUCAUUUAAUGUGUUGUUACUCUGUAAUGCUGUCCAUCUGGUCACAUGACAUCUAUUGCUUCUGUCCAUCCUCUGUUGCUCUACUAAAGGGUUCUUCCCUUUUCCCGUCAAAGGGUUCUUUCUCAUGUUUUUUUUCUUCCUGAUCCGAUGUGAGGUCAAAGGUCAGGGAUGUUGUAUGUGCACAGAUUGUAAAGCCCCCUAAGGCAAAUUUAUAAUUUGUGAUAUUGAGCUAAAUGAAACUGAAUUUAAAUGAUUUAUGGACGCUCUCUGAUGUCCUUGACCACUCUGUGCUUUGGGUUGCUGUGGAGACAGUUUCUGAUGACUAUAGUAUUUUUUUAACAUCACCCACAAAUGACAAAAGUGAAAUGUCCAAGAGGUUAGUUUGCUUAUUCUUCCAGAUAGCGGUGCUUCAUGCUCUGUGCUCCACCUGGACGUCCAACUGUGACUCUCCGGGUCCUGAGGGCUCGUGGUUCCUUCUGUCGAACACUGAGAACAUUAGAACUCCACUGAAUGACAUGUUACCAUAUUCUCUCAUGAUGCUGAGCACUGACAGUCACAUGGGACCUUUACUGUAUGAUAGACGUCUGGAGAUUUUAAUCUGUGAAUAUUUUUGUAUAAUUGAAUGAUAAAUAAGGUUCUGAACACUAAA
This is a messenger RNA of Pseudoliparis swirei, 3254 nucleotides long. Its product is annotated as thrombomodulin-like. Gene Ontology annotation, molecular function: calcium ion binding; transmembrane signaling receptor activity. The transcript has 2 exons. NCBI's taxonomy places the organism in Eukaryota, Metazoa, Chordata, Actinopteri, Perciformes, Liparidae. Bases 166 to 1617 code for a protein of 483 amino acids. The record is from RefSeq and is a predicted model, not a curated record. Gene Ontology annotation, cellular component: membrane.